Kluyveromyces marxianus DMKU3-1042 is the source of this 1779-nucleotide messenger RNA. RefSeq names its product L-lactate dehydrogenase (cytochrome) (gene CYB2). Gene Ontology annotation, molecular function: heme binding; L-lactate dehydrogenase (cytochrome) activity. Gene Ontology annotation, biological process: lactate metabolic process. The transcript has a single exon. The record is from RefSeq and is a predicted model, not a curated record. NCBI's taxonomy places the organism in Eukaryota, Fungi, Ascomycota, Saccharomycetes, Saccharomycetales, Saccharomycetaceae. Bases 1 to 1779 code for a protein of 592 amino acids.
AUGAGAUCUGCAGCUAGAGUCAUCAACAAGAGCUGUAGCGGCUCUGCUCUUUCGAGAAGAUGUCUGAGAAAAUCGAGCUUGAGCAUGAGUAUGAGAUAUUUAAGUACUUCGAACAUCGGAGUCAGAAAAGGUUUCAACGGACAGGGUAAAAGUUCGAAUAAAACGAUGUUGUUUUUGGCUGCUGGGGCUUCAGCUGUAGCUGGGAUCGGGCUGCUCUCUCAAUUUAGCGACAGCUUGCAAAAUGCUACGAAAGAAGAGCUAAACAAGCCAAAGGUUUCCCCGCUCGAGGUCGCCAAGCACUCGAGUCCCGAUGACUGCUGGGUGGUGAUCGAUGGGUUUGUCUACAAUUUGACGGAAUUCAUUAGCGCCCAUCCUGGUGGACCAGCUAUCAUCGAGAACAACGCCGGUAAGGAUGUGACGGCGAUCUUUGGCCCAAUUCAUGCGCCAGAUGUCAUUGAGAAGUACAUUGCUCCGGAGAACCGGAUCGGUCCUCUAGACGGGAAAAUGCCCGACGACUUGAUCUGUGCGCCAUUGACGCCCGGUGAGACUCCUGAGGAUGUUGCCAGAAAGGAGGAGUUGCGUCAAAAUAUGCCAGAUCUCGACUCGUUGGUCAACAUUUACGAUUUCGAGUUCUUGGCGUCCCAGAUUUUGACCAAACAGGCAUGGUCCUACUACUCUUCUGCUGCCGAUGACGAAGUCACCCACAGAGAGAACCAUGCUGCAUACCACCGUAUCUUCUUCAAGCCAAGAAUCCUAGUCAACGUCAAGGAGGUGGACACUUCCACCACCAUGUUGGGUGAAAAAGUGGGUGUUCCAUUCUAUGUGUCUGCUACCGCUCUAUGUAAAUUGGGUAAUCCAAAGGAAGGUGAAAAGGAUAUCGCUAGAGGUUGUGGCGAGAGCGAUGUGAAGCCAAUCCAGAUGAUUUCCACUUUGGCCUCUUGUUCUUUGCAAGAAAUCGUCGAAGCAGCACCUUCCAAGGACCAAAUCCAAUGGUUCCAAUUGUAUGUCAACAGUGACCGUAAGAUUACCGAGGAAUUGAUCAAAAACGUCGAAAAGCUGGGCUUGAAGGCUAUCUUCGUUACUGUGGAUGCCCCAUCUCUCGGUAACAGAGAAAAGGAUGCUAAGGUCAAAUUCACCAACAAGGACAGUUCCGCAAAGGCCAUGGAAAAGAGCAACGUCAAGGAAUCCAAGGGUGCUUCCAGAGCUCUUUCCACUUUCAUUGACCCUGCUCUAUGCUGGGAUGAUAUCGUUACCUUGAAAUCAAAGACCAAGUUGCCAAUUGUCAUUAAGGGUGUUCAAUGCGUCGAAGACGUCUUGAAAGCCGCAGAAAUUGGUGCCGCCGGUGUCGUCUUGUCCAACCACGGUGGUAGACAACUAGACUUUUCCAGAGCGCCAAUCGAAGUCUUGGCCGAAACAAUGCCUAUUCUAAAAGAAAAGAAACUAGACGACAAGAUCGAAAUCUUCAUCGAUGGUGGUGUCAGAAGAGGUACCGAUAUAUUGAAGGCCUUGUGUCUUGGUGCCAAGGGUGUCGGUUUAGGUAGACCAUUCUUGUACGCAAACAGUUGUUAUGGUAAGGAAGGUGUCAAGAAAGCUAUCGAAUUGCUAAAGGACGAACUAGAAAUGUCAAUGAGAUUGCUUGGUGUCACUAGCAUCGACCAAUUGUCUGAGAAGUAUCUGGAUCUAUCUACUCUUCACGGUAGAACGGUUAGCGUACCUCGUGACAACUUGUACAACGGAGUGUAUGUUCCACACGAACCAACUGACUUCAAGGAAAAUUGA